This is a messenger RNA of Drosophila miranda, 1498 nucleotides long. RefSeq lists its product as uncharacterized. The record is from RefSeq and is a predicted model, not a curated record. The transcript is spliced from 3 exons. NCBI's taxonomy places the organism in Eukaryota, Metazoa, Arthropoda, Insecta, Diptera, Drosophilidae. Bases 29 to 1396 code for a protein of 455 amino acids.
GAGCGUCCGACUCCAGCCCUGAUCCCUGAUGAAGCAAUGGAGCGUCCGACUCCAGCCCCGAUCCCUGAUGAAGCAAAGGAGCGUCCGACUCCAGCCUCGAUCCCUGAUGAAGCAAAGGAGCGUCCGACUCCAGCCCCGAUCCCUGAUGAAGCAAAGGAGCGUCCGACUCCAGCCUCGAUCCCUGAUGAAGCAAAGGAGCGUCCGACUCCAGCCUCGAUCCCUGAUGAAGCAAAGGAGCGUCCGACUCCAGCCCCGAUCCCUGAUGAAGCAAAGGAGCGUCCGACUCCAGCCCCGAUCCCUGAUGAAGCAAAGGAGCGUCCGACUCCAGCCUCGAUCCCUGAUGAAGCAAAGGAGCGUCCGACUCCAGCCCCGAUCCCUGAUGAAGCAAAGGAGCGUCCGACUCCAGCCUCGAUCCCUGAUGAAGCAAAGGAGCGUCCGACUCCAGCCUCGAUCCCUGAUGAAGCAAAGGAGCGUCCGACUCCAGCCCCGAUCCCUGAUGAAGCAAAGGAGCGUCCGACUCCAGCCCAGAUCCCUGAUGAAGCAAAGGAGCGUCCGACUCCAGCCCCGAUCCCUGAUGAAGCAAAGGAGCGUCCGACUCCAGCCUCGAUCCCUGAUGAAGCAAAGGAGCGUCCGACUCCAGCCCCGAUCCCUGAUGAAGCAAAGGAGCGUCCGACUCCAGCCCCGAUCCCUGAUGAAGCAAAGGAGCGUCCGACUCCAGCCCCGAUCCCUGAUGAAGCAAAGGAGCGUCCGACUCCAGCACCGAUCCCUGAUGAAGCAAAGGAGCGUCCGACUCCAGCCUCGAUCCCAGAUGAAGCAAAGGAGCGUCCAACUCCAGCCCCGAUCCCUGAUGAAGCAAAGGAGCGUCCGACUCCAGCCUCGAUCCCAGAUGAAGCAAAGGAGCGUCCAACUCCAGCCCCGAUCCCUGAUGAAGCAAAGGAGCGUCCGACUCCAGCCCCGAUCCCUGAUGAAGCAAAGGAGCGUCCGACUCCAGCCCCGAUCCCUGAUGAAGCAAAGGAGCGUCCGACUCCAGCACCGAUCCCUGAUGAAGCAAAGGAGCGUCCGACUCCAGCCUCGAUCCCAGAUGAAGCAAAGGAGCGUCCGACUCCAGCACCGAUCCCUGAUGAAGCAAAGGAGCGUCCGACUCCAGCCUCGAUCCCAGAUGAAGCAAAGGAGCGUCCAACUCCAGCCCCGAUCCCUGAUGAAGCAAAGGAGCGUCCGACUCCAGCCCCGAUCCCUGAUGAAGCAAAGGAGCGUCCGACUCCAGCCCCGAUCCCUGAUGAAGCAAAGGAGCGUCCGACUCCAGCCUCGAUCCCUGAUGAAGCAAAGGUGCGUCCGACUCCAGCCCAGGAUGGCACCUCGCCUCCACGUCCGUUCAUCACGGAUAGCGAGCAUGUGACUCCGACUGAGACUGGGAUUACCGUCAGGUGGGUGGAGGUGAGCGGCUUCCCACGGAAAAACACCGAGAAGAUCCUGAAGUCAUUCCACUCCGUGGGCACAA